Messenger RNA from Dissoconium aciculare CBS 342.82, 717 nucleotides. RefSeq lists its product as uncharacterized. The coding region runs from base 81 to 587 and encodes 168 amino acids. NCBI's taxonomy places the organism in Eukaryota, Fungi, Ascomycota, Dothideomycetes, Mycosphaerellales, Dissoconiaceae. The record is from RefSeq and is a predicted model, not a curated record. The transcript has a single exon.
ACUACAGUACGAGGAUGUGCGAGGUGUGAUCAUCAUCACCAUCAUCAUCUGAAGAGUUUCUUCGGGUCCGGGCCCGAGACAUGCAUGACCUCAGCUGCAUUCUUUUCCAUAUUUUCCAUGCUAGAACUGCUCCUCGCCUCUCCCUAGAGUUGCAGAUCUCGCCCUCGUGCGGGCCUACAGCACACCAUACGGGCCGUCCAUGCUGUGCUGUACAGCGUGUUCAGCAGAGCAUGUCCAAAGAAAUAACGAAAUGUCUGUGGGCACACGGGAUGGCCGAGCGUAGCCACAACGCUCGCACGCGCGAAUCCAGGGUUCGGUGGCGAUCACGAACGAGACGCGAGGCGGUGCAGGGAGAGAAACGCGAAAAAACUUUCGGCCAUCUGCGCGUGCAGGGACGCGAAUGUCGCCCGAACACGUCGCCGCCGCCGUCGUCGUCGUCGGCCCACGUCGCAUCGCAUCGCGGCGACGAUCGUGACAAUGCAUGUUGCCAUCGCCGUUCAGGGGAGUCGUCGAUGAUGAUGAUGCAUGUUUGGCACUGGACUCGCGAACGGUUUCUCCCCAUCACCUGCAAUGCAUCUAUCACGUGAGUUCUCCUACAUCGGGAUGUUUCCAAUCCGAAAGGGUUCCCGGUCAACGCCGAUGUUCGUAACUGCUAGAAGUGCGUUGGCUCGUCUUCAUUACUCAUCAACCAUUGCGCAUGGAUUCAGUUCUCCAGUC